AUGGGGAACAGCGACGCUGCAUCGCCCGCAUCGGCGGCCGCCGCGCGCGACGCCAAGAAGAGGGGGAACCGCUCGGCGGCGAAGCUGAAGCAGAGCAAGCGCGAGAGACGCGCCGCGGCAGUUUCUGUCCAAGGGCAAGGCAAUGAUGGCAAUGAUGCCAAGGUUGCAACUUCGCCAACAGGAGCAGGUUCAAAUGCUGGCUCACCCAUCCUUGCUUCCCCGCACCCUCCACUUCCUCGUCGCCGGGUUGAUUCCAGAUCAAGGGGUAGUGAUCCGGAGGACAGGGAGGAGGCCGGUGCUGCUGGCCUUGAGGUAGACGGCAGUGACCUUGACUCCCCAGGCUCAGACAAGUCCCAAGGUGGUGACUGCCCUCAGAGGAAGGGGUUCUCUGGCAAUGGCGGUGGCCGCAGCCUCAGCAGUGGAAGCAGUGUAUGGUCCAGCUCAAGGAGUGUGAGUGAUGCUGAGGAGGAUACAGGCGGCCCUGAGGAUGAGAGUGAAGUCUUCGAUGAUUGGGAAAUGGCUGCUGAUGCGCUUUAUGUCGAUGACAGUUCUUGUAACCAGAGUUCAGGUCCCACACUGACACCCCCACCAGCUCUGACCACUGCAGCACCUGCCCAUGCAGCGAGGCCAGAACUGAUUCGAAGCAAGACGAGGGCUUGGGCACCAGAUGACAUAUUUCGACCACAGAGCUUACCCAGCAUAUCCAAGCAGGCCAGCUUCCCAGCAAGCAUUGGUAACCGCUGGCCGGAGAUGGGAAUGAGUGCUGUGCAGCAGGGAAUUCUUUCAUUGCCGCUGUCAUGCCCCAUUUGCUGCGAUGAUCUUGACCCGACGGAUUCGAGCUUCUGCCCCUGCCCUUGUGGGUUUCACGUGUGCCUCUUCUGCCACAACAGGAUCAAGUUGGAAGAUGGGCGCUGCCCAGGUUGCAGGAAGCAAUACAACACAGUUUCUGCAGCAGAAGGCGGCGGCGGUGGAGGUGGCGCAAAAGCAGCAGUUGGGACUGGACGAGAGAUGGAAAAGCGGCUAUCCCGUUCUUGUAGCAUGGGUCCAAGUUACUAG
This is a messenger RNA of Miscanthus lutarioriparius, 1056 nucleotides long. The record is from the annotation of a GenBank genome assembly. Lineage: Eukaryota; Viridiplantae; Streptophyta; Magnoliopsida; Poales; Poaceae.